This is a messenger RNA of Triticum dicoccoides, 500 nucleotides long. RefSeq lists its product as uncharacterized. The record is from RefSeq and is a predicted model, not a curated record. The coding region runs from base 75 to 443 and encodes 122 amino acids. NCBI's taxonomy places the organism in Eukaryota, Viridiplantae, Streptophyta, Magnoliopsida, Poales, Poaceae. The transcript has 2 exons.
CGUAUAUUGCCACAUCAUCCACUCGCUAUUGACCAUCCAAGACAAGGAAGAAUCUACCACUAACCACGAACAAGAUGGCCAAGAAAUUGUUGUUCGUGGCCAUCGUUCUCAUCCUGGGGGCGGCGACGACGGCAGUGCGGGGCGAGCUCGUGUGUGACGUGCUGAGGGCGGAGUGCAUGGUCAAAUGCUGGCAGGGGACCGGCAAGUGCAUGCGCUGCUGCCAGGCCCUGGGCUACGUCCACGGCCGGUGCAACCUCGUUCGCGGCGACGUUUGCUACUGCUGCAACGACAACGGUGCACCUUCCUCCCCACCCGCACAAGAGCGCCAGGGCCGGAUGCCGUGGAUCCUCCUCCUUCUCCUCAUGGACGUUGUCCAUGGUUUAAGUUCUCAACAAAUGGAUUUGGUCUGUGUAUUAACAUUGUGCAAAUUUGGAACUGUGUGACACCAACUUUUCUGUUUAGAAAUGUCGCAUAGAAUUUUUAUUGAGCUGGAAGAGAGA